This is a messenger RNA of Camellia sinensis, 1477 nucleotides long. The record is from RefSeq and is a predicted model, not a curated record. Lineage: Eukaryota; Viridiplantae; Streptophyta; Magnoliopsida; Ericales; Theaceae.
CGUAUUUUCAAAACUCUCUGUCUCUCCUCUCCUCUCCUCUCCUCUCCAAACUCGCUCGCUCGAAUUCGCAGAAAAGAAACAAUAUGGGAAUCACUUCAGUUCUCUGGCUGUUUUUCAUCGUAGGUUCAAUUUCUCUUUCAUCCUCCGUUGUCUCCGCGAAUCAACAGUAUCUAGAUGUUGCUCAGCCUACCACAUUGCAGAUAUCUCCAAGGUUGCCAGUGGAAAAAUCUCCUGGUUCCAAGCAUGGUGCUAUUGUGCUACGUGAAAGAGUUUUAAUCCAUGGUUUGUCAAGACUUAAAAAUCUUAGAAAGUUUGCACAUUCAGUAAAAGUGAAUGUUUCUAUUGCAAGUUCAAGUGCCCGUCUACCGAAUGUUGAGGUCUGUUUCCAUAGUGCUUGUAUACUGCAGCUGGCAAUAUUUCUGUCGGUUUUUCUUGUCCUAGCAGGAGCUUGGUUGGGUUUCUGUGUUGUUCGCAAACUUGUCUUGACAGAGGAUGGAUUGAUUGACAUAGGCGUAUCCAAAUUUGUUGCAUGGUCCAUCUGGAUUAUUGCUUCUGUUAUGAUUCUUCAGAGUUCCGCGGACCCUUUACUGGCAGCAGAGGCAUUGUUGUGUGGAGUAGUGGUUAGGAGAAUUACCAGAUCAAGAUUUAUACGUCACUUGUACAAGAAUUUACUCAGAACAAUCAAGCACGGUCAUAGAUAUCAGAUUCCAGGUUCAUCACCUUCGAAAGAUUCUUAUGAUGAAUAUGUACACAAUAUUUGGAAGCCUAACAACUGUGGCUUCCUGAAGCCAAGAUCCAGACACUUCACAAAGGCUCCUUCCAAUAGUCCCAUCCAAGGCCUAAUCAGGACACCCCCAAGUCAACUGUCAGAUUCAGAGACUCACUAUUCUAGCUUCCAUAAGACCCCUGAACGAAAAAAAUUCUCAAAGGAUGUAUGGGAAAAAUUCACCAAGGACUCCACCAAGAAAGCACUUGAGGAACUUGUUUCAUCUCCUGAUUUCAGCAAGUGGGCUGUUAUUAAUGCUGAAAGAAUAACCUUGAGUCCUAAAAAAGACACUCCUGAUCUGCCUUGCAAGUGGAUUACUUGGUUUUUGAGCAUUUAACGCUGUUUUAUCUAAUUCAACAGUUUUUCACCGUCUAGAUCAGCUUUUGAAAUAUUGCCCAACCCAGAUCAUGUGUGGGAAUGAGAAUGGAUGGAUUGUUGUAAAAUAGUUAGCACCGGCAAGGGACAUGAUUAGUGUCAUUUAACCCCCUAAAAACUUGGAUUUAUUUUAAAAGGCAGACCAUUUUGGUAACUUAGAAGGCAUAUGUAAUGUACAAGUACAUUGAUAACCAUUUGAUUGAGGUUUAGGAUUGUAUGUUUUCUACUUGUGUCAUGUGGCUGGCUAUACGGACCUCGAAAAAUUAUUCAUUAUUAUUGUCUCGAUUUGAAAUAUGUAGACAAGAUUUAUUCUGUAUAUGACUUGCAGAAUACUAA